AUGAAAAAUCCCGAGAGGCGUGUCAGCUACACAAUGGAGAUCCUAGCGGGGAACAGAAACGGUGCGGCUGCGCCCCUCUUCCGUAUCACACCGGAAGACGGCCCGCCAAUGAAGGGGUAUGACACGCGCGCGCUGUGGUUGGACAUCGCCCAGCAGAUUGGCGAGGUUCGGGAGCGGCUAGGCCAGGCGGGGGGCGCACCGUACUUCAAAUCUGGGCCGUCCAUGUUUGGCUUCUCCGACGUCAAGAUCGUGCCUCUCAUUGAGUCCCUCCCAAACGCCCGCGAGUGGUGCACCAACUACGCCGCCUGGCACGACGGACACCCCCCCGCCCACCCGAACACGCCCCUCUCCGCCAAGCCAAAAGCGCCCCCCCUCACAGCGAAGGCGCCUAGCGAGCCGCCCCCCGCGACGUACCAGCCCCUGAACCUGACGUUCCGGCACGACCGGUGUGCCGUGUGCUACAUCGAACAGGACUACGACGAUAACCAGCUGGUGCAGUGCGACAAGUGCCGUGUCAUGGUCCACAUGCAUUGCUACGGCGAGCUGGAGCCCCCGGACGGCGACCUGUGGCUGUGUCAGCUGUGCCAGGAGGACGCCCUCAAGGAGCCCCCGCCCUGCUGCCUGUGCCCUGUCGUGGGGGGCGCCAUGAAGCCCACCAAUGACGGCCGCUGGGCGCACCUCACGUGCGCCAUCUGGAUCCCAGAGACGUUGCUGAAGCCGCAUCAGAUCGAAAAGGUGGACGCCAUCGGAAAGGACCGGUGGAAGCUGCGGUGCUCCAUCUGCCGGGUCAAGCACGGGGCCUGCAUCCAGUGCGAGGACAAGUCGUGCAAGACCGCGUUCCACCCGCUGUGCGCGCGCGGCAGGGGCCUCUGCAUGGAGGUCGUCACCAGCAAAGACGUCCCCGCCACUAGUUACCAACGCAGCCGCGAGCGGGGGAGGACUCCGCUCCGGGGGGGGAAGAAGAGCGGGGAAACGAAGGGGGAGGAAGAGCGUAAUAACGAGAAGCGGGCGAAUAAGCUAGCGCGGGAGGGUACCGACUCGGAACGAGAGCGACGGACGGAAAGGGGAGCGGCGCAGGCGCAAAACCACGCAACGUCGGCAGGUGCGAAGCUGAGAGGGGAUUCCGAAGCUCCAGAUGUGGCGGGAGAGUGUUCCGGCGCCGCUGAGCGGGAGGAAGAAGAACACGACGAAGAGGAAGACACGCUGCGGCUGCUGGCGUGGUGUGCGCGGCACAAGCCGCCGGAGGCGGGAAAAGCGGGGCGCGUGCUGGUUAGGGAGAGGCGGGACGCGGCGGGGCCGUCCAAGGUGCGCGCGGAAGACUACGUGCCGCCUGCCAACCCGUCAGGGUGCGCCAGAACAGAGCCGUUCGACCCCGCCGCCCGCCGCGGUCAGCGCGCCCCCGAGGCCGUCGCGACCGCGCUCGCGAAGCGCCUCUUCGUGCGCCAAGUCCCGUACGAGAUCACCGGCCGCCGUCACGCCGACCGGCGGCCGGCCCCCGGCGCCGGCUCCUCCAAAACCCUCCAAACCCUCGACCGGCGAAAAGCGCACGCGGGGCCGCGCGCGGGGCUCGCGGCCGCGGGAGACGCUCUCGAGGCGGGGCCGGGGCUGCUGGGCGACGGGCCGAAGAGCGCGACGGAGCGGUACAUCAUGAUGAAGACGACGCAGGGGCAGCGGCUCGCGUUCGGCAAGAGCGCGAUCCACGGGUGGGGCGUGUUUGCGAAGCAGCGGCACGCGCAGGCCAGCUUCGUGACGGAGUAUGCGGGGGAGGUCGUGCGCCAGGCGGUGGCGGACGCGCGCGAGAAGAACCUCUACAACUCCAUCGUGGGCGCGGGCACGUACAUGUUCCGCAUCGACGACCAGCGCGUGGUGGACGCGACCAAGGCGGGGUCGCUCGCGCACCUGAUCAACCACGCGUGCGAGCCCAACUGCUUCUCGCGCGUCGUGCGCGCGGACGGCGACGAGCACAUCGUCAUCACCGCCAAGCGGGACAUCCUCCCGGGGGAGGAGUUCACCUACGACUACCGGUUCAAUUCGAAAGACGAGAUUCUGACGUGCAACUGCGGGGCGCCGAGCUGUCGGGGGACAGUCAACUUUUACGAUGAAGACGAGGGGGAUGAGUAUGGGCGGGUUAUGGCGCCCGUCUCAGAGAUCAAGCCGUGGGAUCCAACGAAACCGAUGAAGGGCGUUUAGCGCCUUUAGCAACUCUAGCCCCUGCCAAUUGGAUGAGUAGAGGGAUCAUCGUAGUUACUCUUGGUGGGUUGGGAGAUGCAACUUUUGCUAUUUGCAGUGCACGUAUCCCCCGAUCUAGGGCAACUUUACCCUCUCAUUGAAUCAGACAGAUGAUGUUGGCUCCUUAUUGAUUACCGUGCUCGAGUUUGAGC
Messenger RNA from Klebsormidium nitens, 2381 nucleotides. The record is from the annotation of a GenBank genome assembly. NCBI's taxonomy places the organism in Eukaryota, Viridiplantae, Streptophyta, Klebsormidiophyceae, Klebsormidiales, Klebsormidiaceae.